CAACAACUACAACAGCAAUUGCAACAACAGCAGCAGCAACAACAGCAACAAAUUAUUAAAAGAUCACAUGGAAAAAAACUAACACAACCGCCCAGUAUUUUUGCAACAUCAACAGCAACAAAUUCCAAUUGCACGAAUGGUAACAACAACAUCAACAACAUGCCUAACAGCUCCACCAAUAAUAUCAAUAAUGGCAAUAAUAACAACAACAUGGACAGCAGCAAUGUCAAUAACAGUAUCAACAAUAAUAAUAAUAACAGCAUCAGCAACUUCAACAAUCAAGAAAUUUCACAUUUUAUUGCCAACUCCCCCACUGCAGCAACAUACGUCCAAGCUCAAUUGAACGGUCUCAACAUUGAAGCGGCGGACAAUGCGGCAGCUGCCAAUGCCAUACCGAUCGUUACCUAUAACGGCAAUCAAUAUUGCGUAAUAACUCGGAGCGGCGGCGUCAUUGAACCAAACCUCACCGAGAAACCGGAAUUGCUACACUUUCGUGGACAACUGACCACCACAAUUGACAAGCAGGGCAAAGCCAAUUUCAUUCUGAUGUCGCCACUGCAAAUGCAAACCGAAGCGGAAAAUCCAAACUGAAGUGUGACAAUGAUCGCCAUCGCCAUCGACAUCGCCAUCUCGAUCUCGAUCUCGAUUGACUACGAGGUGAUCGUCAUGCUCAUAACCGAUUAUAGCUAUAAGCGAAGGUGUUAAGUGACUGGAAAAUUAAAUUUCAUACAAAUUUGAAAUUGAAAAUUGUUAAGGUAAUUUAAGUAGUUUAAUGGGAACCUUAGCGUUGAGAUUGGUGUGUGUACAUGUAGUCGGAAUCACGGUGUAGGGAUUGGUUGAGGCCAACUAUUUUAAAUAGAAUGGUACAAUAGUAGAGUGUUUCUCAAAGUGGAGCAAUUUUAAGAAAGCCGAUUUCAAACUAUAUAUAAGUUGAUAUUGUUAACUUUAGAACGACGUUGAACAAGAGAUCUUGACGUUUAAGAAUUUCUCGAAUUAAUAUAGCAGUGUAGCAAAUAAAAAAAAAAAAGAUUGUUUAUGGGAAAGGAAAAGGAUGUAGUUCGUCUUUCGUCGCUUAAAAGGGGAUGGUAAUCUCACCAGGCACAAAUUGCUAUUUGACCAAGAAGUAACUUAAAUAAAA
Teleopsis dalmanni is the source of this 1138-nucleotide messenger RNA. Its product is annotated as myb-like protein W. NCBI's taxonomy places the organism in Eukaryota, Metazoa, Arthropoda, Insecta, Diptera, Diopsidae. The transcript is spliced from 3 exons. Bases 160 to 591 code for a protein of 143 amino acids. The record is from RefSeq and is a predicted model, not a curated record.